UCAAAAAGCAGCACUGAUUGCUCGGCGGGUCGCCAAAUCAGAUGGACGUGGUGGCAGCUGGCGUAAGACUUGGAGUCGGAGUUUCCGGAAGAAUAUUUUAGGCCUGGAUGACCCCGAUGACCCGGAAGCGGCGCGACUUCGAAAGUACCGGACUCGGAGGAAGAAGUACGGCGGGAAACACUUCAUUAUAGCUGUUUAUGACUGUGGUAAAACUACUGCGACUGCAGCUACGACUGCGAUUCCAGUUUCCAGGCAGAACUCAGUGGCUCCUGCGAACGGGACCCCAGCUGCGGAUGAGAAUAAUUUAUCCGGAUCUCAGGUAGUGAUGGAAGAAAAAGAGCCAGACACCUUUUGCAUCGAGUUGAUGGAGGAAAUGAACUUCGAGUCGCGCAACGACCCCACACGACUUCUUCCCGAGACGGUUUCGGAGAAACACCGAGAGAAAUUGAAGAAGACGCUGGCGAAUUUCUUCUACGCCGAAAACAUCACAGAGCAGAUAGCGUACAACUACUUUGUGAGUGACGUGAACAACGAAGUAAAGGAGUUCAUUCACAUGCGAUAUCCGUUUGUCAUCAUUUUCUACCAUGGUCACGAGGAGGAGGGUGCAACGACAAUCAAGUGUGCCGAAAUUGUCAAGGUGCUCAAAUCAAUUUCACACGACUACAACCAGUUCAAAAUCGACGUCUUAUCUGACAUGGUUUUCGGCAGCCGAAACACGGAUGAGAAAAAACUGAGCUUAAACAUGCCCUACAUAUACAUCUACGGAAAACACUUGGAAAAGUCGGACAAGCUAACGUAUCACGAAAACUGCAGUUCCUGCGAUCUUCUUGACCUUUUGAUCACUCAAAGGUCAAUUGAGGCCACCCAAUUGAAUGACAGAAGCGACCUUUACGAAAAGAUACUCAACAACAAACUGUUGAGAAAUAACUUUUUCCACACCGCUCUUAUUACCUAUAACUUGGUAAUGUGUGGCCUGUAUUCGCCUAUCGAAGGCAUGAUGGGUCGGAAGUCGGGGGACAAAACACGAGCGGACGGAGACGCCGACGAUGACUACCUCAGCGACUGAUCGUCUCUGGAAACAAAAUUAAACCUCUUUGCUCAUCAAAAAACUAAUUCGAUCUAACUAUCAGACUAAUAAGCACAUUUGGAAUCAAGUUAACAAUUAACAG
Molecule: messenger RNA, 1169 nt
Organism: Symsagittifera roscoffensis
Lineage: Eukaryota; Metazoa; Xenacoelomorpha; Acoela; Convolutidae
Source: RefSeq, a predicted model, not a curated record